UCCUGCCCAUCCAUCCACAGCCCUCGAUCUCGCAGCACCGGCCUCAUCUGCCUACACACCCGCCGCUCGUCUACCCACCAGCCAUGAUCAACAGCGACGACAACGCAGGCAACCUCGACGAUCUCCUUGAGCGAGGCAACCUGUUCUUCGGGGCGCUUGAUAAAGCCUGUCGUUCCGGCAAGCUCCACGAGCAGCAUGAAGCCAUCCUCCACUUUCCAGACUUUUUCACGCAGUUCCCGAUUCCAGUGCUCAUCGAUCUCGGAUAUCUCAAGCUUGCCGAGCUGUGGAAGAUCGGGAACAACUUUAUCCGCCAGGAAAUUCUCAAGACCAUCAAGAAAUGCACCUUGUCGCACUCCAAGAUCAAGAGCAUCGAUCGAUUCUCGCGGCGGAUCUGUGUGGUUCUCACGAGCAACGAUCCGAUAGCCAAGGCCCUGACCCUCAGGUUCCUCGGGCACAUGUGCGCGGCAGUUCACACCCAAAUCGAAGUCUGUCACAGCAUCCAGGAGGCACUGAAUUCCGAGGUCCCAGAGGAAUUCGAAGCCGCAGCCUUUGCAGCCGAUCGGCUCUGCCCGUUUUCGCCUGCGUUCGCCCGGACUAUCUGCAUCCGGAUCUCUCGCCUCGUCCACAAGCAUCCGUCGGUGGCAUCCAAGCUCAUACGAAUGUACCGUCACAUGCACUACGAUUACGAAACCGCCGAACGAGCGAUGGACGAGUGUCGUAAGCUGAUCCUGACCCGCCAGCGGCCGGUCUUUGUCGCCAACGUCCUGAAGACCAUGACGAUUCUGUCUCUCCGGUCCCAAGUUCACACCUCGGCCCAGAUCGAGUUACUGCUGUCGAUUGCAAGUGCCGAUCCAGACGGAAUAGUUCGCGAUUCGGCGUUUGAAAACCUCUGGAUACUCGCUCAGCGGUAUGACCACUUUACGCUCAACGAUUUUGAGUUUGUGUUGCGGAUCGCCGGAACCGCCGUCAGCGUCUUCCCAAAGUGUCUUCCGAUUCUCCGUCGGCUGUGCAAGAACUUUUCCAUCACCGAGGCGUUCUCGCAGAUGCUGCUGAGGACCUCAGGGCUCGCAACGCCCGAGUCGUCCGAGUGGCUCACCGUCAUGAAGAAGGAGAUUCAGAGCGGAGGCGAAAGCUCCUACGACGCUUCAGUCGUGGUUGUGGAGGUCCUGCAGAGCCUCGACGAGGCUGAUACCAUGGUGCUUCAGAAAAAACGCAUGGUCUAUCGUGACCUACUCGAGUCCAUUGUAUCUGCCAUCGAGCACCACGCUGGCGCUUGUGACAAUUCCAAGAUUACAAACCUGGCCAAGUCGUUUUUGUGCAUGUCGCUGCACUCGGACUCGGCGGCGGAUGUCCCCGAAAUGUGUCUCCGAUUGCUUCGGAUCGAGCACCGUCAUCCAGCGCUAUUGGAGACAAUCUUGAAUCUGCAUGCGCGGCUUCCGCACAUUGCCUCUCUCCCACAACAGGAGCUGCUCGACACUCUGCAUCAUGCUUCCGACCCCGUUCGCGUUUAUUAUUUGGCGACUCUGAUCACAAAGCUGGUCCACAACCUGACCGACGAUCCAGCCCGAGCCGCCUUGAUUUCAGCCCAGCUCCAAAGGCUAAACGGCGAGCAGCUGUAUUUGUUUGGCCAAGAUUCGCUAUGUGCCGAGAACUCGACACUUGCUGCUGUUGUAUUUGGCGACCUGCAGAAACGGCUUGCGGAGAACGGCGCGUCAGCAAAUCAGCAUGUCGUUUGGUUGAAUGUUCUGGCCAACUUGUCGCUGGCCCACAGCGGGCUGAAACAGGGCGAUGCUGCUUCGGCUGUCCAGUUCGCGAAACAGGCGCGAGAAGCGCACGAGAAAUUAGAAGCAAUCGAUGGACCGCGGAUAUUCCAGAGGCAGUUUCUCAUGCUCUUCUCCGAAUUCACUGCGGUUGCCAAUGAUAUACUGAGCCACACGGCAUCUGCCGAUGCCUCCCCAAGCUCGCUUGUCGCCCUUCGGGACCUCAACAUACGCGCACUCCAGCUCUCGGGGCAGUUUGGGCGUCUCAGCCGGAUGAAUUUUGACAUCAGCCUAACGAGUCUCUCGGUCCUUGAACGAUGGCAGGCCGCGACUCGGCUGUUGUCCGAGAUUCUUGUGCGUGUUGGGCAUCCCCCCAGUGCCAUAAGUGACUGGAAACUCGGUGCGAUCCUUGAGCAACAGGCAUCCGAGAGUCAAGAUCAUGGUCCCGGACACGACAUGCAGUCGCUUCUGUCGAUUCGUGAUGCCGCAUCGAGCCAAACUGUCGCCACUGGGGACCUGGUCUCCUGGCUCGGCUUAAUGAUGCAGCAGCACUUGCGCAUCCCGUCACACUUUUUCGUGACUCAGCCCAACUACACCAUCGAGCUCAUCGUGACUCCUCGAUGGAAGCGGAACGAGCCCUUGGUUGUGGCAAGCUUCAAGCGAUUCGUACUCAAUCUCGAGGGCAUCGUCACUCGCCAGCAGCAGUUGUUGGAUGCAGGGGGCAUUUGUCGCAAGGCAGUGCAAUGCCGGUGUCUCAUAUGGGUGACUGCAUUAGAGUCACAAACGAGCCUCGCUGGCGCUGAGAAGACGAAGUACAGCAUGCAAGAUCACCGCGUCUCAGUGGUCGAUAGUUACUUUGCACUCUCGACUAUUGUGCAGUUUCCACCCGUCACCAUGCUGGAGGGCGAUCUGGCAGAGAUCCACAUCGACAUCCGCAUGAUCGACGAUGACGGCAUUGAGUGGGAAGUUGGGCCGUCCAUCGCGUUGCCGAUUCAGCUCCGAACGUAGCAGAAGCGCUCGCCACCACGAGUACUUGAACUCUGGUCGGUACAGGCUUGCUCAAAGAGCCAAAAGUAU
Messenger RNA from Polychytrium aggregatum, 2837 nucleotides. RefSeq lists its product as uncharacterized. NCBI's taxonomy places the organism in Eukaryota, Fungi, Chytridiomycota, Chytridiomycetes, Polychytriales. The coding region runs from base 84 to 2768 and encodes 894 amino acids. The transcript is spliced from 21 exons. Gene Ontology annotation, cellular component: integrator complex. Gene Ontology annotation, biological process: snRNA 3'-end processing. The record is from RefSeq and is a predicted model, not a curated record.